This is a messenger RNA of Talaromyces proteolyticus, 390 nucleotides long. RefSeq lists its product as uncharacterized. NCBI's taxonomy places the organism in Eukaryota, Fungi, Ascomycota, Eurotiomycetes, Eurotiales, Trichocomaceae. The record is from RefSeq and is a predicted model, not a curated record. The coding region runs from base 1 to 390 and encodes 129 amino acids. The transcript has a single exon.
AUGUUAAGUCAUUUCGCUCUCCUGCACCUCCCCGGCCUCUUUGUUGCCGCAGCCGUGACCUUUGGCGGACUGAUACCAUUCUUCGACGCCGAAUAUGCCAUUCUCGAAUUUGGCUUACCAAAGCGUGUCGCCACCUCUAAACCGGCCCAGGCAGUCAUGAUCCUCAGUUCUGGACGCGUCACCGCAAUCGGACUGAUACUAUUCACCUUCUAUUUCCAGGCAAAGCUCAUCGAGUUCGACACCGUUUUGACUAUUCUCGGCGCAUAUGUCGGGCUUGUGGAUGGCUACGUGUGUGUGCGAGAGGGCGUGCCAAAUAAGGCUGUGUUUCGCACGGUUUCGGGCUUGGCCAUCGCUGCCUGGGGCUUUCUUGGCAUGACAGGCACUACGUGA